Cyprinodon variegatus (sheepshead minnow) is the source of this 506-nucleotide messenger RNA. Its product is annotated as ras-related protein Rab-8A-like. The transcript is spliced from 4 exons. The annotation marks the transcript as partial. Lineage: Eukaryota; Metazoa; Chordata; Actinopteri; Cyprinodontiformes; Cyprinodontidae. The record is from RefSeq and is a predicted model, not a curated record. Gene Ontology annotation, biological process: protein secretion; cellular response to insulin stimulus; Golgi vesicle fusion to target membrane. Gene Ontology annotation, molecular function: GTPase activity; GTP binding. Gene Ontology annotation, cellular component: plasma membrane; endosome; dendritic spine.
AUCAAAGUUCCUACUGUUCAAUCAGAGGCUGCCCCCUGCAGGACGGAGGCUGAACCACAACCACUCAGAUUUCUCUCUUAUGUUUCAGGGAUUGAUUUUAAGAUCCGGACGGUGGAGCUGGACGAGAAGAGGAUCAAACUCCAGAUCUGGGACACGGCGGGUCAGGAGCGCUUCAGAACCAUCACAACUGCCUAUUACAGAGGUGCCAUGGGCAUCAUGCUGGUUUAUGACAUCACUAACGAGAGAUCCUUCGACAACAUACGGAACUGGAUACGCAACAUAGAGGAGCACGCGUCGGCAGAUGUGGAGAAGAUGAUUCUGGGAAACAAGUGCGACAUGAACGACAAGAGACAAGUUUCCAAGGAGAGAGGAGAGAAGGUGGGAGGAGCUUCCUGAUCACAUGACCACAGAUUGAUCACAUGACCACAGAUCGAUCACAUGACCAGGAACUUAUUACAGGAAGUGAUUACAUGUUGGGUUCCAUUACGUACUGCGCUGGGCCGAGU